Acytostelium subglobosum LB1 is the source of this 960-nucleotide messenger RNA. RefSeq lists its product as hypothetical. The record is from RefSeq and is a predicted model, not a curated record. The coding region runs from base 1 to 960 and encodes 319 amino acids. NCBI's taxonomy places the organism in Eukaryota, Evosea, Eumycetozoa, Acytosteliales, Acytosteliaceae. The transcript has 4 exons.
AUGCCAGACUCAUUAUGUAUCAAUGGAACGUUACCCAAUACACCAGAUGGAUGGAAUGAUCUGUUGGUGCCAAUGGAUACCAUGGGUAUCUUGCUAGGAGUUGUCCUUAUUCUGGGAGGUGUAGCAUCAACCUUGCCACAAUGGUACAACAUACUCAAGUCACGCUCAUCUGCAGGUCUAAGCUAUCUCUGGCUAUUCCUAGGCAAUGUAAAUCAAUACUCUGCUGCAAUCAAUAUAUUCAUGUUAAAGUAUCCUCAGGUGGAUGCAUGUAGUGUAGUAGGAUUCGCCAAGUGUGCGCCAUCACUCCUAUCAAUGUUCCAGCUGUUCGUUCUCUGGAUCUUCACUUUUCCAAUCUUUGUAUUCUAUAUUAUAUUCACUCCACAGGAUUUAAGAAGGAUUGAGGAUGCCAAUGGCGACGUCGUUGGAUCAAGACGCGAGUUCAAAUUGGGCAAGACAUUCUUUGGACUCUUGAUCCUGUUCAUAUUUGUCAUCGCAUUGACUACACUCAUCCUGUUGGCAAAGGAUGGACCAUGUGAUCACACCUCAUACAUCUUUGGCUAUACAAUGGGACUGGUGUCUACAAUCGCCACAUUUAUCCAAUGGUCACCACAGAUAUACAAGACAUUCAAAGCUAAGACUGUUGGAACAUUCUCAAUAUUGAUGCUGCUCAUUCAAUGGCCUGGCAAUCUGUUGACGAUAUACUUCUUGAUAUUUGUAUCGCAUGAGAGUGUGUCGACUUGGUUGUCAUACGUUAGUGCGGCCAUCCAGAUUGCAGUGUUGCUCGUACUGCUGAUAUACUAUCACUUCAAGAACAAGAGAGCCAAGGCUGACUACAUGGUCAUCAAUGACGCAGUCGUCAACAUGGACGGUGAUGACAUAUCGCCAUCAUCACAAUCACCACCAUUAGGAUCCAAGUUAGCAUCUAAUGAUGAAUAUCAACCAUUGUUGAUAGAUGAAUGA